Messenger RNA from Microbotryum saponariae, 2266 nucleotides. The record is from the annotation of a GenBank genome assembly. NCBI's taxonomy places the organism in Eukaryota, Fungi, Basidiomycota, Microbotryomycetes, Microbotryales, Microbotryaceae.
AUGGGCCCUACCAAACGUCGCAUCAACGAUGACGCCCCUUCCAAACAAGUGAGUCACACUAUGCUUGUGCGCCUAUGAGAUCUGCUGAUGACCCUACAUCUCGUUGCGCACCCUGUAUCGUAGAUGGGUAAACGUCGCAAGCACGGAGCAGCGGAAGAGGUCUCGCCUGAUCCAGUGGAACAGCUCAAGGCGCUCAAGGCUUACAUGGUGGGUGCGACCAAGAUGAAAGAUGAAAAGUUGUGUUUUAUGGUGGGCUUGUAUGCUGAUCGUCAUUUGCGAUUGCUGUGCUGUCAGCACCACGCGCUCAAGCUGCUGCACAAGGCCGUCAAGAAGAGCAAGACGUUCGAGCUGCAGAAGCUCACGAGGAAACUCAAGCGAGCGGGGUGAGCACAGCACAACGAUGCUAUAUCAGUGUUUUCGGGAUUAGAUAAACCCUUGUGCUGAGAGAACUUGUUGUGGUUGCAGAGAAACGGAAGGCGUUGCUACGACGGUCGUGGCUGAUCUCGAAGCUCAACUUGAGGCGCUCAAGGUUGGUCAUUACGCACAGGACUGCCUGGCUCUCAACUUUCACGCGAUGCUGAUGGUGUCUUGACCGUUCUUGCAGGGUCUUCCCAUUGAUCCGUUGGCGACACACAUCCUCCAUACCCGCCUCGGCAAAAUCUCCUCCCCUGCCCUGUCCGAGCAUCUCUCUACUUUAACCGCCUCAUUGCCAACACAAAUCCCACCUACAACAACCGAGCCGGACGCGACAAGUACUCCUGGAAAAGCGAGGAAUCGCGUUUUCGCCAACAAGAUCGUUCAUGAAGCAUGGGAAGAGAUCGUUCGAGCAAUCAAGAAACGGCUUGGCGAAGAAGUCGCUCCAAGACCGGUUGCCGUCAAGGCAGUGCCAGCGAAGAGUCCGAGCAAGGACAAGAAGUCGGUUGUACAGGAUGGUAUUGGCGUGGCAUCUACCUCGACCGACGGGACUAAGGUGGAUGCUAGUCCCGGGCCAGCGGUCGUUGGGGAAAGACGUCUGUCGAAGCGAGCCGAGAGGAAGCUGAAGGGCGAGUUGAAGGCGAAGCAACCGAGGGAGAUGACGAUCGAUCCCGAGCGGCUCAAAGCGAUGCGACGUGCUUCGGAGAAAGAGAGUGGUGACGAAGAAGAGGACGGGGAUGAUGAGGAUGGUGGCGAGUCUGGGAUUGACGAUGAUGAAGUCCGACGGGAGCUCGAGGCGCUCGGGGGAGAUGGUGGGACCGACUGGUCCGGUUCAGAAAGUGGCGACGAAGGCGUAGGCGAUGACGACGAUGACGGUGCAUCGAUUGCAUCCGACUCGUCAUUCCCGGUCGUGGCAGCAUCCAAAGCCACCACACCGAAAGCGAAAGCCAAGUCGACUCCAGUGGAUACGAAACUAGAUAAGCGGCCCAAGAAAGAAUCGUCCACGACGCGACCCAUCACCUCAUCGGCUUUCUUGCCUUCACUCGCUGCGGGAUAUGUGUCGUAUCCCGACUCGGAUGAUGAGGAUGCUAAAUGGGUCAAAGACGCUGAGCGACAGGAUAAGCGAGAGGAGAAGCGGAAGAACCGAAGGGGACAGCGAGCUCGUCAAGCGUGAGUCGUGGCUGUGCUUACGGAAUCCACAAAAUCAUAUACAAGUUGCUCACCUGAUUCUGCUCCGUCUGACAGUAUCUGGGAAAAGAAGUACGGCUCAGGAGCGAACCACGUUGUCAAGGAGACGGGCGGCGCCCCCGCAGCACAAAAGGGGGCCAAAGCCUCGUCCAAGAAGGCCAUCACCAAAGCCGCGCUCAACCAUACCGUCACGCCUUACGACCCGACCAAGACUCCAGGGGCAGCGAACAACUCCAAUGCUGUGCCUGUGGGGCAACGCAAGAUCGUUCGACCGACGGUUACUUACAAGACUUCGACACCGAUCGUUCCUAUUGAGAUCGUCAAUCUUUCGUCGUCUGGGAUCAGGCCUGCGGAUUCGACACGGAGUGCUCCUGUCGUUCGUGGCAAGCCUCUGGUCGAGGAGGGUAUGCACCCCAGCUGGGAAGCGAAACGACGAGCCCAAGAAGCUCUACUCCACUUGGCCAAUGCUCCGAAGGGAAAGAAGAUCACGUUUUCAUCUUCUGGUGCGCAGCCGAUAGAGGUACCUCGUGCGGCUCCGGUGGCUCGCGGAAAGCCCUUGGUGGAGGAGGGUAUGCACCCGAGUUGGGAGGCGAAGCGGAGGGCUCAAGAGGCUCAGCUCAGCCUGGCGAAUGCUCCCAAGGGUAAGAAGAUUACUUUCGAUUGA